Molecule: messenger RNA, 3064 nt
Organism: Trematomus bernacchii (emerald rockcod)
Lineage: Eukaryota; Metazoa; Chordata; Actinopteri; Perciformes; Nototheniidae
Gene: klhl31
Product: kelch-like family member 31
Exons: 3
Coding region: 96-2003 (635 amino acids)
Biological process (GO): negative regulation of protein phosphorylation
Cellular component (GO): nucleus; cytoplasm
Molecular function (GO): protein binding
Source: RefSeq, a predicted model, not a curated record
UCUCUCUCUUGCUCCAGUAACUGGAGGCACAAGUUCCUUCUUCCCCAGCCUCAACUUCAUUUUGCAGAAGCUCUGGGCCAUAUUCCGCUGCUGCCAUGGCACCCAAAAAGAACAAAUCGACCAAGAAGAAUAAAGGAGACAUAAAUGAAAUUACCAUAAUGGUCGAGGACAGCCCUGUCAACAAGAUCAAUGGGCUGAACACUCUGUUGGAAGGAGGAAAUGGCUUCAACUGCAUUUCAACCGAAGUUACUGAUUCUGUGUAUGCCCCAAACCUGCUGGAGGGUUUGAGCAGCAUGAGGCAGGACAGCUUCCUCUGCGAUCUAACCAUCUCCACCAAGUCAAAGUCAUUUGAUGUUCACAAGGUAGUCAUGGCGUCCUGCAGCGAGUACAUUCGAAACAUCUUGAAGAAGGAUUCAACCCUCCAGACGAUCGACCUGAACGACCUCUCACCUGCCGGCCUCGCCACAGCGAUUACAUAUGCAUACUCUGGAAAGCUGACCCUGUCGCUGUACAGCAUUGGUAGCACCAUCGCCGCCGCCAUGCUGCUGCAGGUCGGCACCUUAGUGAAGAUGUGCAGUGAUUUCCUCAUGCAGGAGCUCAGCGUGGAGAACUGCAUGUAUGUGGGCAACAUCGCUGAUGCCUACAACCUCAAAGAAACCAAGGAAGCAUCCCAGAAGUUCAUGCGGGAGAACUUCAUUGAGUUCUCUGAGAUGGAGCAGUUCCUGAAGCUCACCUACGAGCAAAUCAGUGAUUUCCUCUCAGACGAUUCCCUGCAUCUUCCCUCUGAGAUCACAGCCUUCCAGAUCGCCAUGAAGUGGUUGGACUUUGAUGAGAAGAGGUUGAAGUAUGCGGCGGAUCUCCUUACUCUCAUCCGCUUCGGCACCAUCUCUGCCCAAGACCUGGUGAAUCAUGUCCAGAGUGCGCCCAGAAUGAUGCAAGACCCAGAGUGCCACCGUCUCCUUGUUGAUGCCAUGAAUUACCAUCUGCUGCCAUACCAACAGAACAUCCUCCAGUCACGCAGAACAAAGGUGCGCGGUGGCCUCAAGGUGAUAUUCACAGUUGGUGGACGCCCUGCCUUGACAGAGAAAUCACUCAGCAAAGAAGUUCUCUACAGAGAUGAAGAUAACGUGUGGAAUAAGUUGACAGAAAUGCCAGCAAAGAGCUUCAAUCAAUGCGUGGCAGUCUUGGACGGCUUCCUGUAUGUGGCAGGUGGCGAGGACCAGAAUGAUGCAAGGAACCAAGCUAAACAUGCUGUUGGCAACUUCUGCAGAUAUGACCCCCGCUUCAACACUUGGAUUCACUUGAGCAACAUGAUCCAGAAGCGCACACACUUUAGCCUCAACAUCUUCAAUGGCCUUCUGUUUGCCAUUGGAGGGCGAAAUGGUGAUGGCGUUCAGGCCUCGGUGGAGUGCUACGUGCCCUCCUCCAACCAGUGGCAGAUGAAAGCUCCCAUGGAGGUGCCCCGCUGCUGUCACGGCAGCUCCCUCAUCGAGGGCAAGAUCCUUGUAUCCGGUGGUUACAUCAACAACGCUUACUCCAGGGCUGUGUGCUCGUACGACCCCUCCACCGACAGCUGGCAGGAUAAGAGCAGUCUGAGCACGCCUCGAGGCUGGCAUUGCGCUGCCACCGUGGGAGACCGGGCCUACGUCAUUGGUGGUAGUCAGUUGGGAGGUCGUGGGGAGAGGGUGGAUGUCCUCGCCGUCGAGUCUUACAACCCUCACGGCGGGCAGUGGAGCUACUGCGCGCCUCUCCACACAGGAGUGAGCACGGCUGGUAUUUGUGUUUUGAACAGCAAGGUGUAUCUCCUCGGAGGCUGGAACGAGGGCGAGAAGAAGUACAAGAAAUGCAUUCAGUUGUACAACCCUGACCUCAAUGAUUGGACUGAGGAUGAUGAAUUGCCGGAAUCUACGGUUGGCAUUUCAUGCUGUGUCGUCACCAUACCCACAAGGAAAACACGAGAGUCCAGAGCCAGUUCAGUGUCUUCAGCACCAGUUAGUAUAUAAAAGUUUAGAUCAUAAUAAUGUAGUUCACAUGUUAUGUCUAAAGUUCUCUAUCUUUUCUGGUGCAUAAAUCUUGGUUUUAUCUCUACCAAUAGAUGCUUUUUUCGUGGCUAAGAUGAUAUCUAAAUUGUCAUCAACUUUUUUUCAGAUGAGCAAAAAUGUAUAAAAAGAAAGGACUACAAAUUUGGAAUCUUAAAAUAUAUUUAAAAACAAACAUUAAUUUCUAUAUUCAGUUGUUUUAGAGUUUAAUAAUUGGUAUAAUUAAGGUCAAAUUCUGUUCACAAUAAAGACCUAACUAAUCUUGUCGUUUCAAAACGGAAAUGUACCUUUGGGGCCAAUUAAGUUGGGAUAAGUGUAUUAGCCCUUUUUUCUAUAGCAAAUAUAAUGUAAUUUAGGAGUCGAAUGAAAGGUAUAAAAAUGGAAAAUCACUGCUGUUUUUGAGAUUAAUCAAUAACACGAUUGUCUUUUUCACUCAGCGUCAUAACAUUAUAAUAGUGUGUUGUUUGUAUGCAACACUGUCAUCAAUAAUGUAGGAUUUUGUGACCGUCCUUCUAAUGACAACUAUAAUAGCUACUGUGAUUAUAGAUACUUGAACAGAAUAUUGGGCUAGAACUGGAAUAAGUGUUGGCAUCUCCUACCAGGAGUAGGUGCUUGUGAUUAAUUUGUUCAACACAACGCACAGUAAAGCUGCAGUGCUCUACAUGCGUCUCAUGUACAGCACUCAGAUGUCUUGUGUGGUGUGUUGUUGGUUCUUCAUAAACACUAUCAGAGCAAAGAAGUGGAUUUUGAUGGGAAAAUGUUGGAGUCAUGAAGGGUAAAUGGGUUGCAAUGUGACAGCAAUAAACUAUUUUGUAAAAAAUAAAAAUAGAAGUUAGGAAAAACAAUGUCAGCCUGAGCUUUCCUGGAAGUGAUGUAUUCCCUGACUGCUCAUGUAUUUUCAUUUUUGUGUUUGUUUUUAAAUUAAAGAGAUGAAGUGUAAGCUACACUGAGCCAUGAUCAUUUAUUAAAAUAAUUUUCAUGAAAGGUUUUAUUAUUUUAUUAUAUUGUAUGUGGGUUUCUGAAGA